Messenger RNA from Oncorhynchus tshawytscha (Chinook salmon), 1666 nucleotides. Its product is annotated as neuropeptides B/W receptor type 2-like. Gene Ontology annotation, biological process: neuropeptide signaling pathway. The record is from RefSeq and is a predicted model, not a curated record. Gene Ontology annotation, cellular component: neuron projection; membrane. Bases 307 to 1341 code for a protein of 344 amino acids. Gene Ontology annotation, molecular function: neuropeptide receptor activity; neuropeptide binding. The transcript has 2 exons. NCBI's taxonomy places the organism in Eukaryota, Metazoa, Chordata, Actinopteri, Salmoniformes, Salmonidae.
ACAGUGCGUCACCACCGGGCACACACUGGUUGAAUCAACGUUGCUUCUACAUCAUUUUGAAUUCAAUUACUUUGAACCAACGUGGAGCUGGCUGGGAAUAUACGUUGAAUUGACGUCUGUGCCAAGUGGGUCUAAUCGUAUAGAUUUCGUGAUGCGGAAUGCAUGCGUAAAAUCAGACAGAGCCGACCUACACAAGAGCCAAAAUGACACUUCACCACUGCCUGUUUUACCUCUAAACAAACAUGCAUCCUGAACGACGUGCUUUCCUCUAUUCUUACUUGCAAUAAACAUUAGAAGACUUAGAAGAUGGAGAAUAUAUCUAUCUCGAACAGCCGCAGGGUAUUUCCGGUGUUGUGUAACGAAUCCACGGACUACUAUUAUAUGAGCGCGACUAACCGGACAGAUCUGAACUGCACGCCCCAAUCAGAGUUCUACUUUUACGCGGACCUCUACAUAGUCCUGCCUGUGAUCUAUUCGGUAAUAUGCGCCGUGGGUUUAACGGGGAACACGGCCGUUAUCUACGUUAUCCUCAAAGCGCCUAAAAUGAAGACGGUGACCAAUAUGUUUAUCCUAAACUUGGCGAUAGCCGACGACCUGUUUACCCUGGUCCUACCCAUCAACAUCGCCGAGCACCUGCUCCACUACUGGCCCUUAGGAGAGGUGCUGUGUAAGGUCAUCCUGAGCAUAGACCACUAUAACAUCUUCUCCAGUAUCUACUUCCUGACGGUCAUGAGUGUGGACCGUUAUCUGGUCGUUCUGGCGACGGUGCGUUCCAAGCGUAUGCCGUACCGCACGUACCGCGCGGCCAAGAUAGUGAGCCUGUGCGUCUGGAUCCUCGUGAUUCUUAUCGUGAUGCCUUUCACUGUAUUCGCCGGGGUCUACAUUAGUCCCGAUGACUUGGACCGGAAAAGCUGCGUCCUCAGCUUCCCGAGCCCGGAGAGUUUGUGGUUCAAGGCGAGCCGGAUAUACACCCUGAUCCUCGGCUUUGCCAUCCCGGUGUCGACCAUCUGUAUUCUCUACACCAUGAUGCUGUACAAACUACGGAACAUGCGCCUCAACUCCAACGCCAAAGCGCUGGACAAGGCUAAAAAGAAAGUAACUAUUAUGGUGUUUAUAGUCUUAGCGGUGUGUCUGUUCUGUUGGACGGGGUUUCACCUCAGCACCAUAGUGGCUCUCACCACCGACCUGAGGACCACUCCGCUGCUCAUCGGGUUGUCCUACUUCAUCACCAGCCUCAGCUACGCAAACUCUUGUCUGAACCCUUUUCUUUACGCCUUUCUGGAUGACAGCUUCAGGAAAGCGUUCAAAAAGAUGCUAGAAUGUAGACCGGCAGGAAUGUAAUUUCCUACAGGCUUAGUGGAUAGUGGAUACAAUAUGGUAUGAUAAUAUUGAUGCCAUUCAAAAAUAAACUAUGAUCAUAUUAUUUAUGUUUGCUUGAAUCUACAUUAGGUGAUUAUCAUUGUUGCCAUGGUAUGACUUAAAUAUUUAAUAUUUAACAUGGAAUAUAUAACAUGGAAUAAAUAAUAUGGAAUCAUAUGGAUUCUGGCCAGGUUUGGAGGGGAGUAUUUCUUUUUUAUGGACAAUUGUCUCCCCCUGGUGUCCUGAGAAGGCAGGUAGCCUCCACUGUAGUGAGGGCAGGUAGCCUCCACUGUAGUGAGGGCAGGUA